UUUUUUUUAAGACUGGUACUGGUCUGUCAAACACGUGGGGAGGAGAGUGUGACUUUCCACUAGCGUACGUUUCAAAAAGCUCACGUUGUUAGUGUUGCUAUCAUCGUUGCGGUACCGAGGACCCAAAAACAUUGUGUAGCUGCUAGUGUCUUGAGGAAAUGCCACUGAGGUUUCGCUCUGUUGUACCCUAUACACUGCCCGGAGUACUCGCACUGAUUGGAUGGUGGUGGUACAUCUCACGAAAGAGAGAGCGGCUCAUCAACCAUGACAGGACUGAGGGAACUCCAACCACUACGGACCUUAAAACAUCUUCAGCAGAUGGUAGCAAUGGUUUGGUGGAGAAAGACACUGUAUCCCCCACAAAUGACACAGACAGCCCCAUUCACAGACCUCCAAAGGCCAGUAACCAGAGAACACAACAUGAAAACAUUUCACAGAUCAGUUUCCAGCACACCGAAGCAUCACCGUCACUGGCACAAAGUUCUGAAGAUUUUUCGUGUAAUUCUGAGAGAAUGAAACGAGGAGUCCAUAGGCCUCCACAGUCAGCGCUGCCAUCACUUGAUAAAGAUGACAGCUUACAGGUAUCAUCGAAAGACCCAGAGAGGAGCUUGUCACUUGCCUUGGGAACAGAGCUCAACCUAGUGAAAGAUCCAGUAUCUGAUCUAGAACAAGCCACAUCGGAAAAAAUCACAUUUUCCUAUCAGUCUACCAAAGUCACCAGCUCCUUUCCCACAACAUCGCUGCUUUCUGGUGCAGAGAGACCAGACCCAGAGGGGGAAGUUGCAAAGAACCACAGCACUAAUAAUACACAAGAUGAAAUGGUUGGAUGCAUGCUCAUCCCAGCCAAUGUAGAGAGCGUGGACCCAUCAGAAGCAGACUCUCUGGAUUCCAUUCCACCAGUGCAGGAUUUUCACCAACACAUACUGUCCAGCACACCAACUGCCCCAGUCCUGGCCUCUACAUCACUAAGUAUUGUCCAAAACACAACAGCAGUAACACCAGAGGACAUAUUGGUAUACGGUAGCCCUGGAGAGGAGCAUGAUCUUGAGAAUCUUGCUGCUCAACUUAUAACUAAGGUCAUCUCAGCUGCCACCCAGGAAGUCCUUAGUGUCACAAGUUGUCAGGUUGUGGACAAAAGCCUGCCUAACUGCAGUAGUGGUGGACUAUACCCAGAACUCGAGCCAAUCAUAGAAACACAGAAGCACCAUCAUCUCUCGACAAGCCCUUCUCAGGUAGGCUGUGAUUGUAGAGAGGCAACAGAAAAAGAAGGGCAAGCAGUGCCUAAUGGAUGCUCCUCAUCUCCAGUAUGGAAAUCUGUUGAUGUCAGUCACAUAAAUCAUCAGAAAAAUGCUGUUCACAGCAGCCACUGGUCAACACAGCUGCCCCAAGAAGCACAAACCUCACCUGUGUUGAACAUUAAACAAAAAGGUGACGAUGCUGCUCCGCUGGCCGAGGACUCGGCCUGCAGCACCUGCCACUCUGAGGAUGGCAUUAGCAGUGAGGAUCUUCAAAGCAGCAUGUUUGACAACCAAAGUGAUGUGAUCCAGCUUACAGACAUCUCCGCAAGAGAAGCAGCACAGGGCCAGGUGCAGACUGAGAGUUUGACAGAAGGCUUAGUUUUGUCUGCAACUGAAGAAGACUCUCUGGAUGCACCGUGUGAGAUAAAGGGGCUAAAUGCAGUAGGUGUAAGGAAUGGAGCUCAUGGGACAUGUGAAGUAGAGACGGAUCAAUCUGGAGGUUCUGAUGUAAACAGUAUGGACUCUGUGGAUAGCGGAUGCACUAUGGGUGCCCUAGAGAGUAAGGGCAACCAUGCUGCCUCCUCAAGCACUGAGCUGAUCAUCUGGGAGAUUGAGGUACCAAAGCAUCUUGUAGGGAGACUUAUUGGAAAGCAAGGUAGAUAUGUGAGUUUCCUAAAGCAGAACUCUGGAGCAAAGAUCUACAUUUCUACUUUGCCUUAUACACAGGAGUUCCAGAUUUGUCACAUAGAAGGGACACAGCAGCAGGUUGACAAAGCCCUGUCGUUGAUUGGGAAGAAAUUUAAAGACCUGGACCUGAACAAUCUAUAUGCUGCACCACCACCUCCACUUACAUUACCAUCUCUUCCCAUGACUUCAUGGCUUCUCCUUCCAAGUGGAGUCACAGUUGAAGUGAUAGUGGUGAACAUUGUGUCAGCCGGUCACGUCUUUGUCCAGCAACACACCCACCCCACGUACCAUGCCCUGCGAAGCCUUGACCAGCAGAUGUUCCUUUGCUACUCGCAGCCAGGCACCCCUGCCUUGCCCUCACCUGCUGAAAUUGGUGUGAUCUGUGCAGCUCCUGCAGUUGAAGGAGCCUGGUGGAGAGCUCAGGUCAUCACCUUCUACAAAGAAUCGAAUGAAGUGGAGAUCAGAUACGUUGACUAUGGAGGCUAUGACAGAGUUAAGAUUGACUCACUACGGCAAAUAAGGUCUGACUUUGUGACACUACCAUUUCAAGGUGCUGAAGUAUUACUUGACAACAUUGCACCACUACCAGGAGAGGAUCGUUUUUCAGCUGAGGCCACAUCAGAGCUGGAGGAAAUGACCAGAGGAGUGCCAUUGCUUGCGCAGGUCUCCAGCUAUGAUAACAACACAGGCCUCCCGCUGGUCCACCUGUGGAACAUGGUUGGAGAUGAGAUUAUAUCUGUGAACCGUACACUGGCAGAGAGAGGCCUGGGUGUUUGGGUGGAUGGAUUUUGAACUUGCAUGGUCUCUCAACUUCAUCAAACAGUUCACUUGAUCUAAAAAAACAAAAACAAACAAAAAUCCCCCCCCCCCCCAUGCUAUUGCCCUUUCCCCUCCUUUAAAAAGAAAUAAAUUGUUUGCAGGCAUAAUGGAGAUGAUGAACAAGAACAUAACACUACUUUAAUAUGAGACAGCCUUCCAUUUUUGUUCUUGUGCUAAAAUAGGAGAAAGGAAGACGUGUUUAAAAAAAAAAAAAACAAAACAAAAAAAAACACCCAACAAAAAACCAAAAAAAAACACUGUAACUAAUGGUUCAACCAAUAUUUUAUUUUGUUUCCUACACCAUCCAUUUUUGUGCUGGACCUUUGCACACUGACAGUGGAUUGAGUGUGAAAGGACAGGUACCUGCAUCAGUGUACUGUAGUCAUCUGUAGGUUAGUGUAUUUCAAAGCUGCCUGGCUUCUUGCCUGGAGUGAAAGUUGGGGACACAAAAGCUUAUAGCACUGCAAAGUUUAGAGAUGAUCAGCUCAGUGUUCCCUGUGGGAGCACUGAGCUGAUCUACCCAGUCCUGUGGCCUCAGUCUCCUUUAGCAAGGACAGAGGAACUACCUUGUUGCUUUUUGCUUUGAUUUUCUCCAUGAAGCUGAUUUGCUAUAGCGAAUAACAAUCAUGAAUGACCUACCAUACAAAAUGCGGUUGAAUGAUUGCUCUACAUGUUGGCAGGAUGUGUUUUUUUUUUGGGGGGGGCUGAUUUUUCACCUGAGGAAGCAGAUCGUUACAUUGGGGCAAUGCAAAUUCCUCAACAGGAGAUGUUCAGUUUGGCUGACAAAACUACAGAUUGAUUUUUGAGGUGCUAUUUAAAAAAACAAAUAAAAAAUCUGUGUAUUUAGUGUCCCCCAUUCCUGGAGGUUGAUUAUUUUAUACACAAAAGGUGAAAUGAACCAUAUGAAAGCUUGUGAUUGAAUGUACUGUAUUUUCAAAACUGAUUACCAAAUGGUUAAAAAUCUUACCUUACGAGUAAA
This is a messenger RNA of Oreochromis aureus, 3723 nucleotides long. RefSeq names its product A kinase (PRKA) anchor protein 1b (gene akap1b). The record is from RefSeq and is a predicted model, not a curated record. Gene Ontology annotation, molecular function: RNA binding. The transcript has 11 exons. Lineage: Eukaryota; Metazoa; Chordata; Actinopteri; Cichliformes; Cichlidae. The coding region runs from base 159 to 2717 and encodes 852 amino acids.